UUAAAAGUAAAUCUUAACAUGCUGAUUUCAGAAACAAUUGUUUAAUAUUGUUUCAAAAUUAUUGAUACUGAGCAGAGUUCUGCUUGAUCGAAUGCAUCACAUACAUUUGUUAUUUCCCAAAAGAUACAGAUGUUUAGCAUUACCCAACUUAUCUAAAAUACCACUUUUUUGCCUCUAAAAGUUGUUCUUUUGAAAAGCUUAUGGGACUUACACUCUCCUUGGCUCUGUGUGCUUGUAUCUGUUGUUCCCUCUCAAACUGGGGAGGAGGGGUUAGAAUUUACCAUUCUUUGAAUAAUUAUUUCCCACUUUCUGGCCUUUUAACAAUGGGUGGUGGUUGACUUACUCAUCUGUGUAGGAUGAACGUUAAAGCUUUCAUAGUUUGCUUUUAUUCUCUGUCCUUGAUGGCUUGUCAUAAAGUAAACAUCCUUGUUCUGGAGAAGGCAGUUUGGAUCUGGUGGGUGAGUGUCCAAAUCAGUGAAGGUAUAUACAUAGAAUGGAAAACCUACUUUUGGAAGAACUUGUCUAACCUGUCUUAAGUUUAGACCUUCUUUGGAAUACUGUGAUAGUUUCCUGAAGAUGUCUGAGAUGUGUAGGACUGUUUACCCUUGGAGCUGAAUUUGACUUGGAAAAAAUUGCAAGAGCCUUUGUUAGAAUUGGGAGAGGAAGUUUCAAAGGCACUAUCCUGAUACCGAACUCAGUGCCCUAUUGGCAUUUGUUAGCCGCUCCAUAUGCAGUCUUCCCCCUCCCUUCCCUUUCCCUGCCAGAUUCAUGUUUCUUAUGACUGUACUAGCUCCACAUUAAGUCCAGAACCACUGCUGAGAAGCAAGCUCUACCAACUUGCCCUUGUUCCAUCAGAGCCUGUCAAUUGAGGGGAAGAGAUGGCUUGGAGGGGUUUGGGUGUGUGCAGGCUCAGCACUGCUCAAAUUCUGUCAUGUGCUUAGAACCCCUCCAAGCUGUUUAUUUCUACUACUUGCUGGGCUUGAGCCUAGGUGAAGUGGAAGAAAGUGGUGGGGCAGGUUUCUUGCUUUUGUUCUGGGCUGACAGGGAGGCAACAUAGACAGCACCACUGCAAUGCCUAAUCUUCAUAGAUGUUGCCUAGUGGUUUCAUAAAAAUAAAAGCUCCUGGUUACUCGUACAGGAAGCCUGUUCUGAUAGAAAGUUACUGCCUAGAUACCUUGACAGAGAUAGAACGUUGUGGAAAUAGGACACACUUACUACAGGGUAAAUUAUCUUUCUUCCAUAGUUAAAGUGGAUAUGUGCAUAUUGCAGGAAGCCAGCCCUGGUGAAUUAGUUAUGUGCCUGCUCCUUAAUGUGGAAUAAGAACCAGGUAAAUUACUUUGUACUAAUCAUGCUGUGUAUCUGCACCCAAAGUCUGGGGAAAAAUCUGUUUUAAAGUAUAGUCUAAAUAUAAAGACAGAGUGGGGAAAAGAAGUGGAAAUAAAUUGACCAGACUAAGAUCAUACAACUAAGAUUAGAAUGUAGGGCUAUGUCUACACGUGCACUUUGGUGCGCAUUAGCUUAUCUUAAUGUACCUUAAAGUGUCACAAACCAUGCACUUUCACUAAUGCACGUUAAAAUAGGCUAAUGCAUCUUUUUCUAGUACAGAGGAUGGCAACGUUUUUGGGCAGAGUACCAAAAAUACCAGCAGCCUUGACUCCUAAAAUGUUGGCGUGCCAGGGGCAGAUGGCAGGAAAGCUACGAGGGGCCUGAUCCUUGUUGUGGCAAAGUUCCGGCCCCUUACCCAGCCACACGUGCGGUGUUCUAGUACCUCACAAUGGAGGUACUAAAUUUUAAUGUGCAUUAAUGAACACGUAGACAUGCCCAAGGUCUUUUGCUUACUAAUUUAAAGCACUUACAACUUUCCUGACUGUUGGGGGUAGGGUUUAGGAAGGACUGCUCUUGUCUCCUACCAUGUCUUGGGUAGAGAAUGAGCUAUUGGUUUGCUAUUCCCUGUCCCAUUGCCUUCCCUUUUCAUUGUCCCACAUGAUCCUAGCCUGCCUUUACUGUCCUCAGCAGCAGAGUGAAACUGACAGGUUUCUCAUGUUUCAUUCUUCUGCUAUUCCUGAGGACCUGCUCUGUCCAGAAAUGCUGUCUUCUGGGAAUUCUAAGGUAAGGUCAUGGUUAAACAUUUCUUUCUCUUCCUCGUGCUCUGCCUCAAAACCCCAUGCCUCCUGCUCAUGUUUCCACACUUAAUAGGUCCUCAGAAAGGAGUUCCAGAAUGAAACGCUUUGCUGGUAAAAAUAAAAUUAAAAAAAAAAAAAAUGGGGGGGAUAUUUUUAUGCAAGGCUUGCUUGCCUGAGCAGCUUUUACAAUGUCCGUUGGAAAAAUGUGUCAGGUCAUCUAGUUCAUCCUGCCAGACCAUGCCAGAGGAGUUGCUCUCUACAUUAUUUUGUCCUUCUGCACCUGUGUCAAGAUUUACAUUGGGAUACUCAGUUCCAAAUUCAGUUAGAUUUUUGUGCUGCUAGUUGUUACAGAUUCAGCCAUACAAUUGUUAAUUUAUCAUGAAAGUCCAGUAAUGUUUAGCACCAGGAGUGUUCCUGAUUUGCUGAUUUUUAUGAAUGUUGUCUCCACCCUUUAUUUACUUGUAUACCGUAAGUAUUGGGAGUUACAAUUAUAUGCCCACCAUUUCUUUUAAAUUUGAGUACUACUCCUGCACACUAAAUACUGGGUAAAAGAAAGAUCAUUUUCUAUUGAUUUUUCACAGUAAAGUAGAGAAAAAUAGAUUUUCUUUACAUGUCUUGUCUGCGUGUGAUAAUUAGUAAUGUGUUUUAGUCGGCUUCAUUAUCUCAUUAAUAUAAUCAGUUUUCCUAUCAUUCAUACGUACAAAAGAAGAAAUUUUUAAAAGUUAUUUUAAAACCCUUGCAAUUGUCAGCACUUCGUACUCCCUGAAUCCUGACUUUUGUCUUCAGGUUGAAAGUCUUGCUUUGAAGAAGCUUUGUUUUUCUCACCCACCAUUCAUCUUGAGCUCCUCUGCUCAUUGUCAUCCUAAAUGAGUGGGACAUUUUUGUUACUCAUUGCCAGACUCCAUUCUUCCUCAGUGCCUUAAAUCCAUCCUUAGGUAUUUUUGAUUGUUGGAGCAUUUGUUGCUGCAGACAGGAGGGUUACAGGAGGGGAUGGGAAAGCUGGGAUGAGAUUUCUGGCUCCACCUUUCUUUAUUUCUCUAGUCCACUUGUUCUCAAGCUUUUUGGAGUCAGUACACCUCUCCACAAGUUUUUUUUGAAUGAGGCAGCCUCUCUGGUUGAGAACCACUGGGCUCAGCUUACCUCAUUGGUUUGCAACUGGGUGCUGCUGCUGCCUCCAGGUAAAACUGCCCUGCAUGCCUGCUGCACAGCUAGACAGAAAGGGUCUGUGGCACGUGCAUGGACACUAGGGCUCUUUGAUAAGCCCAAAGCAGACAGGAGAGCAAGGUUGCGUCCCAGCCCUUCCUUGUCUGAACCUACUCUGUCUCUCCCAGAAGCGGAGGCAUACAGGACAAUUGGAACUGUCCCACAUGCCUCUGUUUCUGGGAGGAGCAGGGACCAGCCUGGGAAGAGCUGCAACUUGAGACAGCUCUCCUGCCUGCUUUAGGCUUGUCAGAGAGCCCUAAUGCAGGAGUGCACAGGGCAGUUGAACCUAGCUGCUGUUGGAACAGAUAGGCAGGUUGGUUAAGAACCACUGCUCUAGUCAGUGAGGUCAGUACAUGGGUACAGGAAAAAGCUUAGGAAGCUGUUUCCUUUCUUACCCAUCCAUCUAAAAUAUGGUUCUAAUGCUGUGAGAACAAGUUGUAAAUUCCACUGUUUAGAGGUCAAGCAUCAGAGGUAAAGAGUUGCAGGGACAAAUUUUUGAGGCAGCCACUUAAUUGUAUCCUAUUCAUUGUUUUACUAUUACAAAUAUUUUUUUGCAUUGUGCUGUUUCUUGAACAGAUAAAAUAGAGAAAUUUGAUGCAUCUCAUUGAAAAUAUUUUUCCUUUCUGUGCGCUUUUAAAAUAAGGCAUUUUUCCAUGUAUUCUGAAUUGGGUUCAUAGUUUGAAAGGAUCCAGUUUACUGGAACUUGCUGAUCCAUGUAACCACAAAGUACAGUUCUAUAACAAGUCUGCCCUUGAAUGGUGAGCUUUUACUGCAGGAUAUGGGGAAACUGACGGCUUUGGAAAUCCCCAAAUUUGAUCCAUUUAAAGUACAGAAUAAUCUUGUGAUUUUUUUUUUAAUUGAAUUUCCUUCAGAUUAGCAAUUAUAAUCAAUUUUCAUUACACAUUGUUUUAUUUUAAAGGGGGAAAUCUUGAAGGGAAAUAUUUUUAUUCUGCUAUUCCAAGGGUUUAUAAAUUAUUGGUGCUUUUCUAAUUAAUUAGAAUAUCUUGAGUGUCCUUUUUAAUGUAAAUUUGUAUUUAAAUGUGGUCUAUCUGAUAUUCCAUCUCUACUUGCCUUACGUGCCCUUUGGAAAUACCAUUUUCACUCUGUUUUGGCUGGGCUUGGGUGGGAUUCACUCUCUUUCAGCGACAUGGGUACUGUUCCUUGUUAUCUGUUUUCCCUGAGGUCCUGGUAAUAUUUCUUGCCCUAGAUUCCUUUACUAGGCCCCAAGCCUUGCUUCUCCUACUUAGCCUAAGGGUUUUCCCCCUCAUCAUCCUUCUUAGCUAGUUCACACUGAACUUCAAGCUUUUGACCCUCUAGCUGCUUGCUUACUCCUUGGAUUUUGUCUGGGCUCUAGUUGUAUCCCAUCAGUAUCCCACCUUUUCUUCAGGCCUAGUUCCUGCCUUUGCUUGUGUUCAGAGGUACCUCUUGUACUCCUACAGUUCCAGAUUUUUCUCUCUUGCAUUUCUGAAGCACUAGUUUUUCUAUCUGUGCUUUGACACUGGCUUCAUUUGUACUUACAUUUUCUUUGCUGAGGGCCAAUUGCUCCCUCCUGCAUGGGGUGGGGGGAACUGAGGUUGUUCCCUUUCUGCAAAAUUGGACCUUCCUCCUUCAAGCUUUCUGACUAAAGCUGUCUUGAAAGGGUAGAUCCUGCUUUUGAUGUAAUACUAGGAAGGGCUGGCAUGGGCAUCAUAAUUCAGGAAUGACAUUGAAUUCAGCCCUGUUUACAUAAUUAUUUCAAAGAGAUGCCUAAUGGCUCAGAUGGGGUUUCAACAGUAGUAAAGGGAAAAGACAUUUGUGCUGCAAGACUAAUUUGCAAGUGACGUUUAUUUGGCUAUAAUACAUAUUUGUGGCUACCGCGGAUGUUAGCUGGGAGUAUAUAUCUUCGUUUGAAGGUUGAUUUGUUUAAAAACCAAUGUGGAACUGGAAUUUGCCUUGUGUGGAAAUAAGCAAUCCAAUAUAAUGAGUUAAAGAUUAUCUCACUGAAAGGAUGGAAGAUAACACAGAGCAAGUGAAAUCAGUAGAGGCCUGUGUUAGUUCUGGUAUUACAAGGCUGGCUGCUGCUAGUUUGAGAAGGGUUGAAAGUAAGUACCUUUUGAACUAAGAAUCUUGUUAGGGACAUUAAUGUUUUCUUUAUUUUUCCUAUUUUGCUUACUGCUAGUUCUGGAUUUUUGUUUUGAUAAUUAUUGCUGCAAGUCUCGUUCUCAUUUUUUUUUAUGCCUGUAAGCUAUUUAACCUAUAAUCUUGUUAGUUUUGUAUAUGAACAUAUUUACAUUUGUUCUUUUAUGUUGUGCUUUUUUUCCCUUAGUAAUUGGGAGGAGGGGAAAAAUCUUUCUAACCUGACUUCUGAAAUAUCUUAAGUGAACUCAAACUUGGAAUAUUAUACAAGAGGAACAAGGGUUAAUUUGGUGACUGCAACUCUUAAUUUGUGUUACUACUGUCCAAAGGAGGGACUCCCUGUCCUCAUGUUGCAUUUGGUUGCUAAGUUAUUUAUUAAUCACAGCCCAGCUUGCUAUAUUAUGUAUAGCAGGGGUUCCCAACCUUUUUAUGUUGAGGACCGGCAAGCCAUGGACCAGAAGUGACGGGCAUACUGCGGGCAGGUAACCAACCCUUUUUUAUAUUCAGUGUAAAAAAGGGUUGGCUGCUGGUCCGCAGUAUGCCAGUGACUUCCAGUUUGCGGUUUGCAAGUCCACAGCCGCUUCCAGUCGGGCAGCCAGCCCUCCUGCAGACCAGCAGCCAGCCCUUCACGGCCAGGGGGUUGGGAACCCCUGAUGUAUAGGGAGCAACUCAAAUCGUGAUAUCGCGCUUUUUGCAGAAACCAUGAUUUGAGGUGUUUUCUGCAGAAAGCAGAGUUCCGUGUGAUUUUUGGCAGAAUUGCCAGGGGAAGAAAAAACUUCCUGACAAUAAAACACUGGCUUCCUAGCAUGAGCCAGUACUCAUGGCUGCUGGCACACAGAAAGGGAGCCAAGAUGGCUGCCACCCUCUUCUCCCUCUGCCGCUGAUUGACUGAGAGGCCUGCCUAUUACAUGGCCUUGCCCUUCUCCACCAGUCAGUGGUGAGGGGUGGAACUGCAUGAAUGGCAGCUCUCUCAGCCAGUCAGCAGGGAGGAGCAGGGCUGCCGCCAGGGCCACUUGACCAGUUAGCAUUGUGGGGAAGGCCUUGCUGCAAAAAAGCAUGAAAAUGGUGACAAGCGCUGUGAUCAGUCUGCGAAAUUGCUUGCCUGUCUCCUUGAUUUCAGUAGGUUUCUAAUUAUGUAGCCCACAGAUUCUCUACCAUACUCACAUCGUACACUCACAUCGUACACUCUCUUACUAUGUAUUUGUGGUAUUUUGGGAUCUGUAGGCUUUUUAAUUAAAAGAGUCGUGUCUGUUUCAAACUUUUGUCUAUAGUAAGCAACAGAUUAAGUAGCAAAAAGAGUCUGCAGAAAGGAGGAGCAACAAACAUUCACUUUAAUGGACCGGAGGGCCUUGAAGUAGAUUAAAUAGACAAAAAGUAAAAGCUAAAGAGAGAGAAAGUGGUGGUUUCACUCUUCUUGGCUGGGAUUUCCCAAAUAAUUGAUAUAGUUUUUCUGUGGUAACGUGUGAUCCCUGUUGCAGGUGUGUUUGACAGAGGUAUUUACCAUAUAGGCUGCUAUGCUCUAUAUAUGAGAGGAAGAAUUGGAGAUGGAAUAUUGAUUGGCAGUCCCACUGAUGGUUAAAAGCUUGUGGUAAUACUUAUGCAUAAUCCUUUCUGGGACGCCAAAGAUGUAACUGGACUGUAGGAUCCACUAAAGUGGGGCUGUCCAGUUGGUGGACAUUGAGCCUUAUGGGUCUGAUGUGGCCGGUGGGCUCUUGUCCAGCUGCCACUCCCCUCGGUGUUUUUAAUUCAGCAACAAUUAGUGACUCUGAGCUCCCCCUCCCUCCCUGGAGGCUGCUACUGGGCCCCACUCCCAUUCAUGGGGGCUGGGGCAGCGCAAUGCCGGUCGGUGCUCGUGCUGUGCGUUUGGUGGGGCAGGGGUCUGGGCUGCUCGAUGCAUGUGUGAGGGUGGAGAGCUGAACUGCUGGGCUGCACAUGGGGUAACCUGUCCCCCUUCUUUUCUGCACAGGCAGCAGAGGUGGAAGCUGCCUGCACAGCAGGGAAGCUGGUGUACCUGUUCUGCCUGUGCAGAAGUGGGGGGGGGGGCAGGUUAUUCUCACUGUGCGUGUGGCAAGGGAAGGAGUUGAGUUGAUUGUGCAGCACAUGGCACUGGGGGUAGGGGCAGGGGUUGCCCACUCUGUGCACAUAGCUGGGAUCAGGGUGAGACUGCACAUAGCGGGGGGAGGGGGGGGAGAGUUGUUCACAUGGCAUGGAGCCCCCUUUGCAGUCCACACAGUGUGUGGCUUCCAGCUACAUUAGAGUAGUCUUGCUUCAGUAAACUGGUUAAUUAACUCUUAAGUUUAUUCCCUUGCUUUCAAAUCAUUUCCACAAAAUAGUUCCUUGUGUGAUGUGAAAUACAAAUACCACUUUCUGGCCACACUGUUUUCAGUAGCUACUAAAUUCACACAUUGGACACAAGUUGUUUAAUUUCUAUCAUAAUUUCAUUGUACAACUUCAGAUGUUGACUAGAAUGCCAAUAAUUGUUUUGUUCAAGUUAGAUUCUUGACUUUUAGGCCUCCUGAGAUUUACCAGCCUGGUUGCUUUUCAAUUGCCAGGAAGUUUUGAGAAAUCUUGUCUCUUCAUUUGUUUGCUUAUAUUUCAGUGUGUAAUGUUUAUCUUAUUUUCUCUGUUAAGCUCUUUUCACUCAUGGAAAUGAAACCACCUAUUUCCCGAGCAAAGAUGAUUCUCAUUACUAAAGCUGCCAUUAAAGCUAUUAAGCUCUACAAGCAUGUAGUUCAGAUUGUAGAGAAAUUUAUCAAAAAGUGCAAACCAGAAUACAAAGUUCCUGGAUUGUACGUUAUUGACUCUAUUGUUCGUCAGUCUCGUCACCAGUUUGGAACAGAUAAGGAUGUUUUUGGGCCAAGAUUCUCUAAAAAUAUAACCGCCACAUUCCAGUAUUUAUACCUCUGUCCAUCUGAAGACAAGAGUAAGAUAGUUCGUGUUCUGAACCUUUGGCAGAAAAAUGGAGUGUUUAAAAUAGAGAUCAUUCAGCCUCUUCUGGAUAUGGCAGCAGGAACUAGUAGUACAGCCCCAGUGGCAGAAAAUACCUCUAAUAAUGAAGGUUCACCACCCCCUCCAGCAAAGGUUCCCUCUGAGCCACCUCAGGUUACUGCUAAUUCAGUACCUACUGUGCCACAGUUGCCCAGUUCUGAUGCCUUUGCUGCUGUAGCCCAGUUGUUUCAGACAACUCAAGGACAGCAGCUUCAGCAGAUUCUUCAGACUUUUCAGCAACCUCCAAAACCCCAGUCUCCAGUCAUAGACAAUACUGUCAUGGCACAUGUUCAGGCUAUUACUGCUCAGUUGAAAACUACAGCAACGCAACCACCAGAGCAAAAAGCUGCUUUUCCCCCACCUGAGCAAAAAACAUCUUUUGAUAAGAAGCUGCUAGAUCGUUUUGACUAUGACGAUGAACCGGAAGCAGUGGAUGACUCAAAAAAAGAAGAUACAGCACCUUCUCCUUCCAUUUCCCAACCAGCCUUUGGAUUUCCAGGAGAAGGUAUGCCACCACCAGUAUAUCCACAACUCCCAAAUAUAGAUCCAUUUCAACAGCGAAUGAUGGGAAUGCAACAGGAUCCAAUACGCCACCAGGUUCCACUUCCUCCCAAUGGACAAAUGCCAAGUUUUGGACUUCUACCUACACCACAGUUUCCUCCUAUGGCUCAGCCUGUAAUACCCCCAACACCACCUGUGCAGCAAACUUUUCAGACUCCUUUUCCAGUACAAAGCGAGCCACCACACAUGCAGAAAACACAUCAGCAGGAAAUGGAAGUGGAACAGCCCCCUGUUCAAGAAGGAAAGCGACAUGUUUCUGAUAACAGAAAGUCAAGAUCUAGAUCUGCUUCAAGAUCGCCCAAGAGAAGACGAUCAAGAUCUGGAUCUCGGUCUCGACGGUCACGUCAUCGUCGUUCUCGCUCCCGAUCUCGGGAUAGGCGCCGGCACUCUCCUAAGUCUCGAUCUCAGGAGAGACGUGAACGAGAGAGGGAGAGAGAACGCAGGUCAAAAGGCCUUCCUCAAAUCAAGCCAGAAACUGUUAGUGUUUGUAGUACUACACUUUGGGUAGGACAACUGGACAAAAGAACAACUCAACAAGAUGUUGGAAGUCUUUUGGAGGAGUUUGGCCCAAUUGAAUCUAUAAACAUGAUACCACCUAGAGGAUGUGCCUAUAUUGUAAUGGUUCACAGACAAGAUGCUUAUCGUGCCCUACAAAAAUUGAGCCGAGGCAACUUCAAAGUCAAUCAGAAAUCUAUAAAGAUCGCAUGGGCUUUAAAUAAAGGAAUUAAACCAGAUUAUAAACAGUAUUGGGAUGUAGAAUUAGGUGUUACCUAUAUUCCCUGGGACAAAGUUAAGCCUGAAGAUCUUGAAAGUUUCUGUGAAGGAGGAAUGUUGGAUAAUGAAACGCUUAGUCCAGAGUGGAAAGGAAUUCCCAAGAAAUCUGAGAAUGAAGUUGCUCAAAAUGGAGGUGCAGAAACCACACAUACUGAGCCAGUGUCACCAAUACCUAAAGCUUUACCUGUUCCAAUUCCUGUUCCCAUGCCUGCACCAAUAACCGUGCCUCCUCCACAGGUUCCGCCACACCCAUCCGGCCCUCCUGUAGUUGGUGCGCUCCAGCCACCUGCUUUCACUGCUCCAAUGGGAAUCCCACCUCCUGGAUUUGCCCCUGGGGUUCCUCCCCCACCACCACCUCCAUUUUUACGACCUGGAUUCAACCCAAUGCAUUUGCCACCAGGUUUUCUUCCUCCUGGGCCACCACCACCUAUAACCCCUCCAGUUUCUGUUCCUGUAUCUGUUCCUCACACUCCGCCUGUAAACAUCCCAAACUCUACUGCGACUGGUGUAAGUGAAGACACUACAAAGGAUGCAUCUGUUGGAAAUCCUAUUCCAACAGUGGUUUCUGGAUCUAGAGGAAAUUCUGAAACUAGUGACAGUUCCAAAAUGUAUGCAACUGUUCCUCCACCAGUAGCACCGACUAAUGUACCUGCUCCUGUCAGCCAACCUAUGCCUGCUCCUGUCAGCCAACCUAUGCCACUUCUGGGUACUCAAGGAGUUGCACCACCACCUGCUCCCGUGGUUGGAUUACAGACCCCCUCUACUGGACUCCUUGGGGCACGGCCUGGUUUAAUACCACUCCAGCGACCUCCUGGAAUACCACCACCACCUCUGCAACGCUUUCCCUUGAUGCCACCACGGCAUAUGCCUCCCCAUAUGUUACACAGAGGUCCACCCCCUGGGCCAGGGGGCUUUGGCAUGCCUCCCCCUCAUGGAAUGAAAAACCCGUUUCCACCACCUGGCCCCUUUGUUAGGCCGGGCGGAGGGAUGUCAGGAAGUGGAGGAUCAGGUGGACCUGAGGAUAAUAGAGAUGGAAGGCAGUUUAGGAAUGAUAGGCAGACAUUCGGUUCUAAUAGAGACCAGGAAAGGUAUGGAAGGAGGUCUUUUGGAAAUCGGGUAGAAAAUGAUCGUGAGCGCUAUGGUAACCGCAAUGAUGACAGGGAUCAUGAGCGACUUGGUAAUCGUGAAAGGAGAGAAUGGGGAAGAAGAAGCCCUGAACGCGAUAGACACAGAGACUUAGAAGACAGAAAUCGACGGUCCAGUGGACACCGAGACAGAGAGAGAGAUUCUAGAGAUAGGGAAUCUCGUAGAGACAAGGAAGAAAAUCGAGGAAAGGAGAAACCUGAGCUGACAGACAGGGCAGAUGGUGACAACAACCAUGAAUCUCACAGUGGCAAAGUGGAAAAUGCAGACAUUGUUUCAGAACUUACUACAGGAGCGUCUGAACCCACAGGUGUAAAACCUAAUGAAGUGUUAACAUCUGAGGCUACCUCAUCUGUUGAACAAGCUGCAAAGGAUAUUGGCUCAGUUGUAGAGGCUCCUCGUUAGAGACUGGAAUUUGUCAAAACAUGACAGUGACAUUUAUUGGAGUGUAGAGCUUUAGAGUUGUACAUUAUGCUGUAUUAUAUUUGCUUCUGCUAUAUCACAGCCCCUCAGUAGUUGGUGGGAAAUUGUAAGCAAUUUGAUUGCUUCCCUUCUAUUUAAAAUAGCCACAACAUAACACAAAGAUACUGAAGAUAUGAAUAAAAUAUUACCCAUUUUUGCUGUAACUUUUUUAAAGUUUUGACUUUAAAAAGUUUACAAAUCAGAAGUAGAAGUGCUUUCUAUUAUUUUUUUUUAAUUUAAGAAAAGGUAACGGUGAAAGCUCCUCAAAACAAUAGGGAUGUGUUUUUAAUAAACUCUAUUUUCGUAACAAACUUUAACGUGUGCUAUUCUUCCUACACUGCACUGAAGUGGAAAAGGAUUGUUCAACAUCUUAAAGUUUGAACUGUUAAUGCUGUACUGGAGUCUAAAUUAGACUGUUUUGUUUAUAUUUGUUAAAAGAAAUACAUCUGUUUGUGUAGCUAUUCACAGAAGCAAAUUUUUAUUUGUAACAUGUUAUUUUGAUUUUAGAUUGCUGCAUUUUAAUGAUCUACUUGACCAUACUAGGUAAAGUUAGUGGUUUUAAAACGUUGUUUGAAGAGGUAAUUGUUUAGUGUUUGCAUUGCAAUCAAGGUUUUACUUUUUCCUCCAAUUGGUUCUGUGGUAAAUGUUGCCCUAAUUAACCUUUUAAAAAAAUGGAUGAAAGUGGACACCCUCAGACAUAUUUUGUCUGCUCUGCUUGUAAUGUUAUAAGAUUAUUGUGUGUGAUGGGCUGGGGAAGCACACCAGUUCAGCAUCUUUUGUACUUGUAAUUCAUUGAUGCUUUUUGGAAAGUGGGUUGGGAAAAAAAAUCAAAGACACCAAAUCACCAAUUUUAAAAUGCUAACCUAUUUUUUUUAAGUGGGGAUGAGAAGAGGGGAAUAUUAAAAGGAUUUUAAAAUGCUGCCUGUUCCUUCA
Messenger RNA from Alligator sinensis (Chinese alligator), 12302 nucleotides. RefSeq names its product SR-related CTD associated factor 4 (gene SCAF4). Gene Ontology annotation, cellular component: nucleus. NCBI's taxonomy places the organism in Eukaryota, Metazoa, Chordata, Crocodylia, Alligatoridae. Gene Ontology annotation, molecular function: RNA polymerase II C-terminal domain phosphoserine binding; RNA binding. Gene Ontology annotation, biological process: negative regulation of termination of RNA polymerase II transcription, poly(A)-coupled. Bases 8085 to 11312 code for a protein of 1075 amino acids. The transcript is spliced from 19 exons. The record is from RefSeq and is a predicted model, not a curated record.